Messenger RNA from Epinephelus lanceolatus (giant grouper), 2337 nucleotides. NCBI's taxonomy places the organism in Eukaryota, Metazoa, Chordata, Actinopteri, Perciformes, Serranidae. The record is from RefSeq and is a predicted model, not a curated record.
AUGGGAGCCUCCUUGUCUACACCUGCUGCUCCUACAGUCAGGGCAGAGGCCAUGAUGGCCGCUCCUCCUCAGGGCUGCCCCAUGCACCAAGAAGCCCCGCCUGUCAAAGUGUCUCCACCCUCAGAGUGUCCCAUGCAUCAAGCUGCGCCUGUAAAAGCGUCUCCCCCGUCGGAGUGUCCAAUGCACCGAGCAGAUCCAGGUCCAGCUCACCAGGACCGGGCCUACGAGUUUGUGGAGUGUCCCAUGAAAGCUGCAGAAGGAAUGAAGAGUGACAUUGACCCAGCCAAUAUGAUGCCUCCUCCCAACCAACAGCCAGCUCCAGACCAGCCCUUCGAUCUCUCCGUGUCCAGACAGGAGUCCAAUAUUCCCCGUCACAACACAGAGAAGAACUGGGUUUACCCAUCUGAGCAGAUGUUCUGGAACGCCAUGCUCCGAAAAGGGUGGCGUUGGCGUGAAGAUGACCUCGGUGCUCAAGAUAUGACCAACAUCAUUAAAAUCCACAACCAGAAUAACGAGCAGGCCUGGCAGGAGAUCCUGAAAUGGGAGGCCCUGCACGCAGGUGAAUGUCCAUGUGGGCCGACCUUGAAGAGGUUUGGUGGGAAAGCCAAAGAGUUCUCCCCCAGGGCUCGCUUCCGCCACUGGAUGGGCUACGAGCUGCCUUUCGACCGCCACGACUGGAUCAUUGACCGCUGUGGGAAGGAGGUGCGCUACGUCAUUGACUACUAUGACGGUGAAAUCAACACGGAGAACUACCAGUUCUCCAUCCUGGAUGUACGUCCCGCCUUUGACUCUUUAGAUGCCGUCUGGGACCGUAUGAAGGUGGCCUGGUGGCGCUGGACCUCUUAAACGACCCACACACAUGCACCCACAUAAAGAUGACCGUGUGAAUUCAAACACAGACAUGGACUAUGAAACUGGCGUUCCACAUUUCAGCUCUCGACAAGAUGUGUGGUGCUGUGAACAGGAACUGUAAACAAGACUCAUGAAGAAUCAGAAACGGACUUAGACUACGUUUGUUUUAGCGCAGCCUCACUCACUCAGACUGCAUGACGCUUCAUCUGCUAAUCAUAUUGAUUUCAGUGGAAAACUUUUGGGUUUGCAGGUCAGCAAGUGCAUCUAAAGCUUGUGGAAGUGUUUGUCAGACAGGUCACAUGUGGCUCACACUGCCUCUGGUCAUACAUCUGUUCAGCUGCCUUCACUCUGCUCUCGCUUCAGAUCUAACUGCAGGAACAGCCUGUUCUCUUUAACUUACACUCCACCAGAUUUACACAUGAAGUUUGUUGUGAGGAACACUACUCAGCUCGUCCUCUGUGGCCAUGGUGAGAAAAUAACCCUGAUGAUGUCGCAGUGAUGUCAUCAGUUAUCUCCGCUUUGGCCUGGAGACAGCACAGUACAAACUGGAGGUGUGGAGGUUAAAGUAAAUGGGGAUUUAACAGGCACCACAGGGGGUUAAAUACAAGUAGGAAAGCUGCUGCUGUGCUGCAUUAUGGGAAAUGUAGGAUCUAGCGUUUCACUUAGGGUCUUAAAGUCAGCGUACCUCAGCCUCUGGUACUUUAAUUUGGACCAUCUUGUUUUUAACGUCCCUGGAGUCCUGCUUUGCAUCUCUGGAAACUGAACUGCAGGAGUCGCCCUUUAAGUUGAAUGUACCGAGUUUAAAGUUUUAACCCGCUGAGGCGCAUGAUCGAUGUUUGUGCAAACUGUUGUUGCUUUUAAUUAGAUUUCUCUCAGACGGCAGCUUUGAAUCAGUGAAUCAUUCUUUGGAAGCAAACGUUUACUGUAAUUUUAAAAAUCCACAGAUGUGCAAUACCAGAGUUGUGAUUACAGCAUAGUUUAAGAUUUCAAUAGCUCACAUUCUGAUUAUUGCAUAAACUAUAUUCUCAUUUCAUCUAAAGUCUAAUUUUUGUCAACAUGUUGCCUUUGUGUGAUAAAUGAGGACGAGACGGAAAGCAGGGAGAGGUACGAUGAAAUCUAACGGGAUGUUGUGGUUAAAUGAUGUGCAUCUUGAGCACUUGUCGGCCGUGUUUUUCUUUUCUGGAUCUCCCAUGUGAGGCCCCGAUCAGACAGAAAGCGUUUCAGCAGCUAGAGGCGGCUUUUUGUAAUCGGUGUUAAUGAGAAUGAAGCUUUUAAGUUUUUAAGUUGCAGCACACCUCACGUUUCCACAGUCUAGGCGCCUGGUGUUUUUGCCGGAGCACUCUGAGAUCCUCAAGUUGAUUAAAACUUCAACUCAGAGCGGAAAAGCGCCCCACGUCAUCUCAUUUUCGGGCCUUCUGUGGUGGUCAUAACAAGUUUACAGUUGGUAAACAAUAGAGGAGAAACUGGUGGUAGUGGUUGCUGGAU